AUGACAGAUCAAAGAAAGCCGCGGAUAAUCCUUGGCCUCAUGGUCAUUGGUCCCGAGGGAAGUCCAGGGGCACGUAUGACGGAUCCGGGUGAUUUCAAGAAGGCUCUGGACAUCUUUCAAGAGCGAGGUUACCAUGAGCUCGACACGGCACGCCUAUAUAUCGGCGGGAAGCAGGAGGCAUUUACAAGACAGGCCAGGUGGAAGGAGAGAGGUCUAUCCAUAGGCACAAAACUAUGGCCGCUACCAUCAGGAUCGCACGAGCCAGAGGCACUAACAAGUGCGUUAUACACUUGUCUAAAGGAGCUUGGGACAGAUUCUGUAGACAUUCUCUACCUUCAUGCACCUGACCGAUCUGUGCCUUUCGCAGCUACACUUGAAGCUAUAGAUAAGCUACAUAAAGCUGGCAAGUUCUCGCGACUGGGUCUCAGCAACUAUGCAUCUUUCGAGGUGGCCGAGAUUGUCAUGACGUGUAAUCACAAUGGAUGGGUAAAGCCAACAGUGUAUCAGGCCAUAUACAACUGCCUAUUCCGAACUAUUGAGGAUGAAUUGAUUCCAACAUGCUCUCGUUAUGGUAUCGCUGUCGAUGUAUAUAGCCCGACUGGAGGCGGGUUCCUCCUCGGCAGGAUCACAUCGAAGGACGACGACCCGAAGGAAGGACGAUACGCGGCAGGCCCAUUCCAGCAUUUGACGCGAGGGCGGUACUUCAGAGAUGGUAUAAUCAAGGGGUCGCAGCUGAUCCGUGAAGCUGCCGAGGCACGAGGUUUGAAUCCCUUGGAGGUAGCGAUGCGCUGGUUGGUACACCACUCGAUGCUACGGGUUGUCGAAGGGCAGGACGGGGUCGUGAUUGGCUUCUCUAAUAUACAGCAACUAAAGCACAAUCUAGACUACCUAGAAAAAGGACCGUUGGACGCGGAGUUACUUCAGGUACUACAGCAAGCAUGGAAAGCAGCCAAGGGGGACAUGGAGACAUAUUGGCAGCUACCAAUGGUAUACACCUACGACACGGAAGAAGUACUUUUUGGGCAAGAGAGCAAGUGA
This is a messenger RNA of Daldinia decipiens, 1038 nucleotides long. RefSeq names its product Aldo/keto reductase. The record is from RefSeq and is a predicted model, not a curated record. Lineage: Eukaryota; Fungi; Ascomycota; Sordariomycetes; Xylariales; Hypoxylaceae. The coding region runs from base 1 to 1038 and encodes 345 amino acids. Gene Ontology annotation, cellular component: cytosol. The transcript is spliced from 3 exons. Gene Ontology annotation, molecular function: oxidoreductase activity.